AUGACCCGUUCCCGCCGGCAAGAACGCCUCUCUGGCGGCCGGGCGAGUUCCGAAUCCUCUGCUUCGACCUCGCCCGAGCGCUGCCCCGACGACGACAACGACUCUUUCAUGUUGCAGGCCAACGAUUCGCAGUCGUCCAUCGCUCCUUCCACCUCCGAGGAAGAUGUCUAUGCCCGCGAGAUGGAGGAGAGAUGCCGUCUCUCGCCCAUCAGCCGCCUUCCUGCCGAGCUCAUGAUCUCGAUAUUCGCAAAGCUCUCGUCGCCCGCAGAUCUCAAGUCCUGCAUGCUCGUAUCCAAGGAUUGGGCUCGGAAUAGCGUAGGCCUAUUGUGGCAUCGCCCACAGACCAACAAAUGGCCAAGCGUACACACCGUCGUCCAAGCGAUUAGGAAGGUCGACAGCUGCUUUGACUACCAAACCCUGGUGAAGAGACUCAAUCUCUCAACGCUCGGCGUUGAGGUCAGCGACGGCACUCUGCAGCCCUUCUCGAGCUGCAAGAGGAUCGAGCGCCUGACCUUGACCAAGUGUGUCAAGCUCACCGACCUCAGUCUUGAGGCUAUGCUGGAAGGCAACCGCAGCCUCCUGGCCUUGGAUGUGACCGAGUUGGAGAACCUUACCGACCGGACCAUGCUCGCUCUCGCAAAGAACUGUCUGAAGCUCCAGGGAUUGAACAUCAGCGGGUGCAGGAAGAUCAACGAUGAGUCUUUGGAGGCCGUUGCCCGCAGCUGCAGGAAUGUGAAGAGGCUUAAAUUCAACAAUUGCAGCCAAAUCACCGACAAUGCUGUCAUGGCAUUCGCAAACAACUGCCGUUACAUUCUGGAGAUAGACUUGGAAAACUGCAGGAACCUGGAGGAUGCCUCAGUCACUGCUUUGAUCAGAGAGGGCCGCCACCUCCGGGAACUCCGCCUAGCGCACUGCUCCCGCAUCACGGACCACGCCUUCCUCAACUUGCCGGCGGAUGCCACAUACGAGAGCCUCCGCAUUCUGGAUCUUACGGAUUGUGGAGAGCUCAACGACGUUGGCGUUCAGAAGAUCAUCACGGCCGCCCCACGCUUGCGUAACCUCGUCCUGGCAAAAUGCCGUCAGAUCACCGACCGUGCCGUUGCGGCGAUCACGAAGCUUGGCAAGAACCUCCACUACAUCCACCUUGGCCACUGUUCGCGGAUUACCGACACCGGUGUCCAGCAAUUGAUUCGGAUGUGCACUCGUAUCCGCUACAUUGAUCUCGCCUGCUGUCAGAAUCUGACGGACAAGUCUGUUGAACAGCUCUCGACGCUCACCAAGCUCAAGCGGAUUGGCCUUGUCAAGUGCGGCAACAUCACCGACAAGAGCAUCAUGGCGCUUGCCAGGCAAAGACUCCAGGGUGCGAGUGGACAGACCGUCCCGUGCUCCCUUGAACGCGUGCAUCUCAGCUACUGCACGCUGCUGACGCUAAAUGGGAUCCACGCUUUGCUCAACAACUGCCCUUACUUGACUCACCUGAGUUUGACAGGCGUGCAGGCAUUCCUGCGCGAGGAUCUCUUGGUGUUCUGUCGUGAGGCCCCACCAGAAUUCAACGAGCACCAACGCGAUGUGUUUUGUGUGUUCUCCGGUAACGGAGUUACUCGGUUGCGCGACCACCUCAACCAGGAAGACACCAACCCCACAUACGAAACCGACGGUACCAUGUAUGACGAUGCCGACGAGGCCGACAUGGUUGUCAAUGUCAAUGUGCACCAGCAAGUAACGGCCAUGAUGGGUGCCACGGCCAUUGGCGAAGAGAUGGACGAAGACUUUGGCGACGGCAGUGAAGUGCUGGGCUAA
Messenger RNA from Lasiodiplodia theobromae, 1800 nucleotides. Its product is annotated as Ubiquitin ligase complex f-box protein grr1 protein. Gene Ontology annotation, molecular function: protein binding. Bases 1 to 1800 code for a protein of 599 amino acids. The record is from RefSeq and is a predicted model, not a curated record. Gene Ontology annotation, biological process: SCF-dependent proteasomal ubiquitin-dependent protein catabolic process. Gene Ontology annotation, cellular component: SCF ubiquitin ligase complex. NCBI's taxonomy places the organism in Eukaryota, Fungi, Ascomycota, Dothideomycetes, Botryosphaeriales, Botryosphaeriaceae. The transcript is spliced from 4 exons.